AUGGAGGGACGCCUUGCAGAAAGACUCACGGACCGUCCGGAGGUGGUGACGCCCCUAUGUCUUUUUUGUCAUCGUCCAGGUUUUCCCUCUGAAGCAAAUGAAGCUGUUCCAAACAGCUUGUCGCACCCGAUCGCUCGACGAAGGGACUCGACCUCGACCUCGACCUCGACCUCGACCUCGACCUCGGCCUCGUCAGACAGGCUUGGUCUCGUUCGUUCCUCUCAAGAACCAAUCCAAACGCCAACUGCACCCUCCGAACAACCUUCGGCUUUGACUCCCCUUUCAUCCAAGAGAAAAAGGAGGCAACCCAAGGACCCAAGCGAGCAAGUUACUCCGCUACUCAACUCCCUCAUCGAAGUAAUCCCUUGGUUACUGGAGUUUUGCAAGAACGAUCCGGUGGAUAUCAUUCAAAAACGGCUUUUGAAGGGGAAGAAUAGGAUCCUUGAGGAUAUUAGACGAGUCGAAGGGAACCAGCAACCUUCAAAUACCGACGGAUUAUUCAGAGGGGUUGCUCAACGCUCUCUGUCACUUGAGUUUGUCAAAGCGCGGAGGAAUGCUGCGAGUGGCAAAAAUCAGACUAGAUCUGAUGACGAAAGUCCUCAAACUGAGCAAGAAUCCUUAAUACGAUAUGGGCGAGGGGGUGAUAUCACUUCAUAUGUUCGAGAAAAUUCGGAUUUUGAAGACGAUGAUGAACUGUUCGCCAUACAAAAUAUCCGGGCGGGCAACAAGCAGCUGGAGGUUGAAAGAGUACUGAAAAUCAAACUGAAGGAAGCAGGCAGAGCCGAAGAGGCCUCUGCAAUAUCUGCUUUGACGGCUUUAACUAACAGACCAUUCAGAUAUCUGAAUCUAACGGCAAUACCUCACUUUGUCGAUUCUCUUUUCCAAGAAUCCUCCAAAGUCGACUUUCCCAGUGAAGAGAGUGAAGAUUCAUAUUCACUCCACAUCCUCGAUGUCAUCGAGGAGACAUCGCAGUGGUUCGAGACACUUCAAAGUUUUUAUGAUUGUGGCAUCCCUCCCACGCAAGAAGCGAAAAUACCGUCCCCUGGACGCGCUUACACUCUAUCCCCGACAAAUACAACGUCCUGUGAUCGGACAUCCAGUGAAAUCGCACAAAGUGACGUGGGUGAGGAAUCGAUGGGAUCGAACUCCGUGUCUGGUGACACUCUCGGAGAGGAUACACCUUUCACUACGGAGAAUGCCUCGUUGGUAAAUUUCGAGCAUCCUGAACUCUCCAAUGAUUGUGAUCUGGACAAAACGCUACACCCACCCACGACAAUCAUGCUUCCCAUCGAAAAAAGUCGGCCAAACCAGAAUUAUCCAGCGGCCUUGUGUACGAGCUCAUCAGUCGCUAACAUCUCCCUUGCGGCUUCAAACCAUGCACAAUGCACAAGCGAUGCUGGAACGGAAAAGUCCGAUACUACCUGCAUUUCCUCCAGCACUCCAACAUGUGGCAGUCAUUCCAAUACUACAUCACGUCCUGGUUGGUCUGGAAAUCUUAGCCAGGAGCGUUGCAAGCGGCGCCGGACUGAAUAUGACAGAUACGUGCCAUUCGAAACCUUGUCCCAUCCCACGACUAAGUUUCCCGAGUGUCAAAACUUCAAUCAAGAAUUCGGUGGAUCUCUUGACCACUCUACUGUGGGAGGCUUUCAGUCUGCAGCUGAGCUACUGGACCAUCAAAAUUAUGCUCGACCGUUCGAUCACCCCUUUCCACCUGCUGCAGGCGAUCCAGAUUCUGGGAAUGCUCUUCCUCGCGAACUUCAAUCUGUCAAUGAAUAUCUGGAUGAUAACGUGACAGUGAGCGGAUUUCAACCUGCAACUGAGCUACUGGACCAUCAAAAUUAUGCUCGACCGUUCGAUCAUCCCUUCCCACCUGCUGCAGGCGAUCCAGAUUCUGGGAAUGCUCUUCCUCGCGAACUUCAAUCUGUCAAUGAAUAUCUGGAUGAUAACGUGACAGUGAGCGGAUUUCAACCUGCAACUGAGCUAUUGGGCUAUCAGAUUUAUGCUCAACCGUUCGAUCAUCCUUUUCAGCUUACAGCAGAGAGUUUAACUUCCGAGAACACUGGUUGCGAAGCUAGCGACUUACAAUUUACGACUGAUUAUCUGAACCAUCGACAGUCGAAUGAGCUUCCUUGCCAGUUGGGGGUGAGUGGCGUCCAGCCCACGACUGGGUCAACGAGCCAUCAAAACGAUGCUCGGGUAUUUAAUCAGCCUUUCCAGCUUACAGUGGAUGAGAUACUGAACUAUCAGAAUGUCGUUCAAGAAUUUGGAGCAAGUCACAUUCAAUCUAUGGUUGCGCCAUACACAGCAUCAUUGGUGGCUUAA
Penicillium alfredii is the source of this 2322-nucleotide messenger RNA. RefSeq lists its product as uncharacterized. NCBI's taxonomy places the organism in Eukaryota, Fungi, Ascomycota, Eurotiomycetes, Eurotiales, Aspergillaceae. Bases 1 to 2322 code for a protein of 773 amino acids. The record is from RefSeq and is a predicted model, not a curated record. The transcript has 3 exons.